AUGAACACAGGCACAGGCAACAAGGAGCGCUCGCCACAAGACAAUCAGCGCCCAGGUGCUACGGGAGGCCACAAGCGUAGCAGUGUGUUUGGCUCAAGUUCAAAUAUAUUUGGUCACAAACCUUUAACGGCUUCUCAACCUUCAAAAACUACAAAUGAAAUCAAGAACAAUGCACCUUCAAUUCAAAGUCGUGAGAAACCUAGUUCAGAGGAUGCUAAGGAGAAAUCUGAUUCAAAAGAAGCUGAGCAUAUCAUCACAGAUUCAAGUAACAAUAAAGAUACCAAAGAACCAAAUGAGUCCACAAAUACCACAACUGACCCAAUAAAGUCUGAAGAUAAACUUGUCAAAGAAGGUUCUGAGAUUGAAGAACUAGCAUCUGGUAAAUCCAAACCUUCAACAUCGUUUGCAAGUUAUCUUUCGAAUGUUAAGAAAAGAAAACAAGAAAUUGAAGAGAAGAAAAUCAAAGAAUUGGAGGAAACCAAAGCAAAUCCAACCACUUCGUCUAACGAAGAUGUCACCAUGACAGAAGACAGUGUCGCAGAUGUUAAUAUAGAGGAAAAUCAACAACCAGAAGCAAAGAGACAAGUGUCCACUGAAAGUACAUCAACUGAAGUAAAGAGGGAAGAUCCAACCAUUCAAGAAACUCCUAAAGAUAAAACCUCUGACGCUUCCAAGAGUCCAGUUUCAACUUUGUCUUCGGAAUUGUCAAUACUUCCUUCCUCAUCGUCAGCAGACAAACAGGAUGCAUCACGUUCCUUCCAUAUCCCACCAAGAAUUCCUGAAAGUGAUUCAAAUUCUGAUGAAGGUGAUAUUACCAGAACACCAAGAAGAAAACAAAAUACUCCAGGAGGCGAGCUUAGUGUUGCUGAAGAUUCAGAUGCUGAAACUGUCCAUGGUGACUCUCCUCCAAAACCGAGAAGAGGUAGAUUAGUUAGAAAAUCUGAAAUGGGAUCAGAUGUUUCUGACAAGAAAACGGCAUUAGAAGGCAAUCAUCAAGAUUUGGACUCCUCAUCAUAUCACAAAAAGUUAAUAUUGGGAAAGUUGGAAAGAAGAAGUCAGUCUAAAUCAGUUUCACCUCAAAGACAUAGUUCAACAGCAAAGAGAUCCAAAGGAAAAGAUCAAAGUGGACGAGCAAAAUUACAAAGAGCCUGUGAUAAAGGAAAGUUAGAAGAGGCUAAAAGAUUACUUGAAGAAGGUGCUGAAGUUAAUGAUCAAGAUAAUGCUGGUAAUUCUGCAUUACACGAUGCUGCAUUGAAUGGACAUACUAAAAUCGUGGAAUUACUACUGCAACAUAAUGCUCAUAUUAAUCUUAGAUCGGGCCCUGAAGUCCUUGAUACUCCAUUAAUUGAUGCUGCUGCUAAUGGACAUAUUUCUACAGUGAAAAUGCUUUUGAAAUAUGGGGCAGACCCAAGGAUUCAAAAUAGCCAUGGACAGAAUGCUCUUGACUCUCUUGAAGAUUCACAUCCAAAUACCCCUGAAUUGAAAGUGAUAUUGAGGGAAGCAACAUUGGCAUUGAAGUCAAAACAAAUUGAUGUAUCAGGAACAGCAUCUGAUUUGGGAGAUUCGAGUUAUGAUGAAGAUCGUUCAAAUUCGCAUUCUAGAAACAAUCCCAGAUCUCGUAAAAGAGGUCCUAGAAAUGAUCUGCUACUUGUCGAUUUUACCACAAAAGAGGGUAGAGAAGCGGUUUUUUCAAAAGCUAGUGAUGGUGAUGUUCAAUUCGUUGGUACAUAUCUUGAAAAUGGUGGUCCUCCUGACUCUGAAGCAUUAGCUCUCGCUGCUAAAUUUGGUCAUACUGAAGUUGUCAAUUUAUUUCUUGCAUUUGGUGCAAAAAUUGAUGUUACCGAUGAAAAAGGUUUAACUCCUUUGAUGCAAACCGUUGGACGUGGUCAUAUUGACACUGUGAAGUUAUUGUUACAAGCUGGUGCUGAUCCGGCAAAGCUUUCAAGAGAUAAUAAAAGUGUGCUGGAAAUAGCUAAAGAUUCUUUAAUAUCUGAUGAAGAGGAAAUCAGAUUGUUGACUGAUGCUUUAAACAAGGUUUCAAAUCAAUCAAAUCCAGGUGCUAAAAGCUCUAAUGAUACUAAAGUUAAGAAAAGAAAAAUUAGCUUGAAAGAUGAACAACAAGAUACACAUGAACUGAAAAAGAAAAAACAUCACAGUAAUCAAAAGCAACAACAUGAACGCUCAUCUGCUCCUGCAACUGAAACAAUGAAGGAAAGGGAUCAUAAAGUGGAAAAAUCAAGAUCUCAUGAAGUUAUCAAACCAAAACCUGUUGAAUCUAAAUUUUCGGGUCCAAAAUCAGAAUCUAUGAAAAGAACACAUAGCAGUGAUGCAAAAGAUCAUGUCAAAGUCCAAAAAAUUGACCAACCUGUGGAAUCUUAUGAAGAAAAACAAGCUAGAUUGAUCAAAGAAAAAGAAGAAUUGAGAAAGGUUGAGGAAGCUAAUGAAUUGAGAGCUGCUAAAGAGAAAGAGGAUGCUAAGAAGAGAGAUGAAAAAGAAAAAGAAGAAGCUCAAAAACGUAAAUUAAAAGAAAUAGAAGAUGCAAAGAAGCGUUUAGAAAGAGAGAGGGAAGAAUCAAAGAAACGUGAAGAAUUUGAAGCUAUUAGAGCAGCUAAGCGUAAAGCUAGAGAACAACAAUUCCUGAAUGAUUUUGAAACUGCUGAGAAAAAGAAGGAAGAAGAGUUGAAGAAACUUGCUGAGUUGCAAGCAGAGCGUAAAUUGAAAGAAGCUCAAGAAAAUGAAGCUAGAGCCAAGAUGGAGGAAGAGAAAAAACAAAUCAUGUCCCAAAAGGAGGAGAUUGAAAGACGUCGCAAUAUUAGAAGUCAAUAUCCUUAUGGUUUACAAAAGGCAACAUUUGAUGGUAGCAGAACAAAAGAAGAAGUUUUGGCUUAUUUACCACUUUACCAUUUUGAAAAAGAUGGGGUUCAAUAUUGUGCUGACUUACAGGUUAUAAUGAUCUUAGGUAUUGAAAAAUUUUAUGACAAAUAUCAAGAGUUGUCAAAUAACAAAAAAUCAAUCGAAGAAAAAGAAAAGACACCAUUAUUUAAUUAUUUUUAUCCAUUUUUAGGAAACUUCAGUUUCAGAUCAACUUCAAAGCAAAUGGAAAAUUUCAAUGAAGAGUUACAAAAAUUUACAAAGUUGAACAUCAAUUGGAUCAAUUAUGAAGACGUUUUGAAAAUUAUCAAACAAGAUUUUGAACCCAUUUAUGAUGUUGUUAUUACAAGAACUCUGGCAAUUGAUUUGAAUCAUGGUCAAGAUUCAACAGCUGCGGUGACUUCCAACUCUACAGGAUUUAUCACUCCAAAAGUUGAAUCGGAACCUGUUUCAAGAAAAGUUUCAUCAAGUUACCCAUCAAUUACUAAGAGAUUGCCUUUAUUAUUGAGAAAUAGACCUGCUGUUCUAAAAGCACUUUCAAAGAAUAAGAAGCUGUGGUGA
This is a messenger RNA of Hansenula anomala, 3432 nucleotides long. RefSeq names its product Hos4p (gene HOS4). NCBI's taxonomy places the organism in Eukaryota, Fungi, Ascomycota, Saccharomycetes, Phaffomycetales, Wickerhamomycetaceae. Gene Ontology annotation, molecular function: protein binding. The transcript has a single exon. Bases 1 to 3432 code for a protein of 1143 amino acids. The record is from RefSeq and is a predicted model, not a curated record.